GGACAGCGAACGGCCUGUGGGGAAACAAACUAGCGGCGAUAGCUAUGUGGCUUCAGAAUCAAGCUCUGCAGCGACACUCCCUUAUUAGUUGUCGAUCCGGACAGUCGUAGGGUGUCUGGGGAACAUCAGCCGUAGCGGCUGUCAUUGUUUUAAAUUGGGGUUCGGUCCAAUAUGGCGGAAGACGGAUGGAAAUACUGAUGACAGUCCGAAAGAUCGCCUCGAUUUGUACGAUGGGCACCAAUGCCUCUGCCUUGGAGAAGGAGAUUGGACCGGAACAGUUUCCCGUGAAUGAACACUACUUUGGGCUGGUCAAUUUUGGGAACACCUGUUACUGUAACUCAGUAUUGCAGGCCUUAUAUUUCUGCCGGCCUUUCCGGGAGAAAGUUCUGGCCUACAAGGUCCAGCCGCGCAAGAAAGAAAGCCUGCUCACCUGCCUGGCAGACCUCUUCAACAGCAUCGCCACCCAGAAGAAAAAAGUGGGGGUCAUCCCACCCAAAAAAUUCAUCUCAAGACUAAGGAAGGAGAAUGAAUUGUUUGACAACUACAUGCAACAGGACGCCCACGAGUUCCUCAACUACCUGCUCAACACCAUCGCCGACCUGCUGCAGGAGGAGAAGAGCCAGGAGAGGCAGCAGAACGGGAAGGUGGUGCAGAACGGAGGGAGCGGAGGAGGAGGAGGUGGUGGAGGAGGAGGUGGGAACAGCAGCACGGGGGAGGGCGACACAGAGGAGAAGGUCCAGCAGACAUGGGUCCACGAGAUCUUCCAGGGCACACUGACCAACGAGACGCGCUGUCUCAACUGCGAAGCGGUGAGCAGUAAAGACGAGGACUUCCUAGACCUGUCUGUGGAUGUGGAGCAGAAUACGUCUAUAACACACUGUCUCAGGGGCUUCAGCAACACGGAGACAUUAUGCAGCGAGUACAAGUACUACUGCGAGCAGUGUCGGAGUAAACAGGAAGCACAGAAAAGGAUGUGUGUGAAGAAGUUGCCCAUGAUUCUGGCCCUCCACCUGAAGCGCUUCAAGUACAUGGACCAGCUGCACCGCUACACCAAGCUCUCCUACCGCGUGGUCUUCCCCCUGGAGCUGCGGCUCUUCAACACCUCCGGAGACGCCACCAACCCCGACCGAAUGUACGACUUGGUGGCCGUGGUGGUCCACUGUGGCAGUGGUCCAAACCGGGGUCAUUAUAUCACCAUAGUAAAGAGUCAUGGGUUCUGGCUUUUAUUCGAUGACGAUAUUGUAGAGAAAAUUGACGCUCAGGCUAUCGAGGAGUUCUAUGGCCUGACCUCGGACAUUUCCAAGAACUCUGAAUCGGGAUACAUCCUCUUCUACCAGUCCAGAGACUGAAGGAACGAGACAGAGACUGCUGAGUUGGAAAGGGACCUUUAAAAAACUACUUCAGAGAGGGAGAGAGGGAAAGAGUGGAGAAGGCCGGGCUCCUCCCUUAGCAAGCUCUCCCCCGUUUAGUCAUCCAAGAUUGUUGGAAGACGGGGUGUCGGGACGGAAGAGGCUGACUGAGUUCCUCUAGACACUCAGAAGCAAAGCAGAACGGCAGCGCAGUCAGAACGUGACGCUGCGCGACACCUCCUGUGCCCCCCCCACCCCCC
This is a messenger RNA of Engraulis encrasicolus (European anchovy), 1609 nucleotides long. It is a transcript of the gene usp12b, whose product is annotated as ubiquitin specific peptidase 12b. Gene Ontology annotation, biological process: protein deubiquitination. The transcript has 9 exons. The record is from RefSeq and is a predicted model, not a curated record. Bases 186 to 1349 code for a protein of 387 amino acids. Gene Ontology annotation, molecular function: cysteine-type deubiquitinase activity. Gene Ontology annotation, cellular component: nucleus; cytosol. Lineage: Eukaryota; Metazoa; Chordata; Actinopteri; Clupeiformes; Engraulidae.